Solenopsis invicta (red fire ant) is the source of this 1052-nucleotide messenger RNA. RefSeq names its product F-box/LRR-repeat protein 2. The coding region runs from base 50 to 997 and encodes 315 amino acids. The transcript is spliced from 3 exons. The record is from RefSeq and is a predicted model, not a curated record. Gene Ontology annotation, cellular component: SCF ubiquitin ligase complex. Gene Ontology annotation, biological process: SCF-dependent proteasomal ubiquitin-dependent protein catabolic process. Lineage: Eukaryota; Metazoa; Arthropoda; Insecta; Hymenoptera; Formicidae.
AAUAAUAUUAAAAAUAUUAAAGAGUUUAGAUUUGAAGUCAUUAAGUUGCAUGAGUAGAGUAAAUAAACACUUAUAUAAUUUAUCACGGGAUCCCCUGCUUUAUAAAAAUUUGAACAUAAGAGAUGCACACUUUACGUAUUGGAACUCUGAUUUAUCUAGUAAAUUGCGUUAUUUUGCUCCUAAAUGCAAAUAUAUGUCACAAUUGGAUCUGUCAUUUUGUUUGUUUCCUGCUUCGGAAUUUAUUGUAUUUCUUGAUACUUGUGGCAGACACUUAACGCACUUAAAACUAAAUUACUGUCGUUCUAUCAAUGACUUGACUAUACGUAAAAUUUCAAAGAUAUGUAAAAAUUUGAAAGGAUUAGAUCUAAAUUGCUGUCAAGAUGUAACCAGCAAUGGAAUUUUGUACCUCGAAAAACUAAAAUUUUUGGAACGUUUACAUCUUCAAGAGAUAGAAUAUAUAAAAACUGAUACUCUUUGUAAUGUACUAAAAAAAAAUCGAGAGAUGCGUGAUUUGAAUUUAGCAGGCGUAAUAAUAAAUAAGGACGCAGUUGCAAUAGAAUUGAAAAAUUCAUGUCCAAAUUUGAGAAGGAUAAAUUUCACAUCAGCAGACUUUGUUACACGCCAAGGUAUUGAUGCACUUGUUGACUGUAAGAAUUUACAGGAAUUGAAUAUUGGGUGGAUUAUAAAUAAAGUGGAUUGGAAUAGUGAUAGCUUCUCUAGAUUGCUAUCCUCCUGUCAACGCUUGGAAAAGAUCAACUUGGAGUAUUGUAUUGCAUUCACCGAGCGUGAUUUGAGAGCACUAAUGCUAUGCAAAAACUUAAAAUACUUAAAUUUGUCAGGCAUAGAUUCUGUGACACCUGACCUGUGUUGCGAAAUUUUGUUAAAGUGUGCAAAACUGGAAAAGAUUGUUUUUGAUCGUUCGUGUCGUCUUAUUAGUAAGAGUUUGGUAGACCAAUGGAACGAAGAAUAUCAGCAUGUCUUAUUUAUAUAUCUAUAGUAUAAUUAUUUAAAAAUUAUAACAAUAAAAUUAUAAUAAAUUAUAUUGCAAUAAA